AGAAGGCAAAAGGAAAAAAAAAAAACAAACAAACAAAAAGAAAAAGAUGGCUGUUGAGUUUCGUUAAUGUCGAAGAAGAAGCAUCCCAGACGCAGCCAAAUUCUGAUAAUGUAAAGUGACACAGCCACUGUUCCGUAGUGCUUGCUGGGCUUUUGAUAAUGUCGCAGAAGAGACACCAAGAAGAUGGUAAGGGUCGAUCAGAAGGGACUGGCAGUCCUGAGGACAAACGCAGAAGGCUUCCUACUUUUCACAAUGCGGUUCUGGAAAUGAUGAAGUUGAACACAGUCCAGCAUUUACUGGAGCCAAUUCUAGAGCCUUUGAUUCGUAAAGUUGUUAAAGAGGAAGUUGAGUUGGCCCUAAGAAAGCAUUUGACCAAUAUAAAACAGAAUUGUGGGAAAGAAACACAUCCUUCUGAAUCAAGAAUCUUAAAGCUGCAGUUCUUAAAUAAUCUUUCUCUUCCGGUAUUUACUGGAGCUCGAAUUGAAGGAGAAGAAUGCUCCACUGUACAAGUAGCUUUGGUUGAUUGCUUUACUGGGCAUGUUGUUAAAUCUGGGCCUGAAUCGUCAGCCAAGGUGGAAAUAGUUGUUCUUGAGGGUGAUUUUGAUGGUGACGAGGGUGACAAUUGGACACUUGAAGAGUUCAAGAAUAACAUUGUAAGAGAGAGAGAAGGAAAGAAACCUCUUCUUACAGGAGAUGCAGUCCUGAAUUUUAAAGAUGGGGUUGGUCUUGUGGGUGAGAUUUCUUUUACAGAUAAUUCAAGCUGGACAAGGAGCCGUAGGUUCAGGCUAGGAGCAAGAGUUUUAGAUAAAUUUGAUGGAACUAGAAUAAAAGAAGCAAAGACAGAAUCAUUUAUUGUCAGGGAUCACCGUGGAGAAUUGUACAAGAAACACCACCCACCAUCUCUGCUUGAUGAGGUGUGGAGACUAGAAAAGAUUGGCAAGGACGGAGCUUUCCAUAAGCGUUUGAGUCGGGAAAACAUCAACACUGUGAAGGAUUUUCUCACCCUACUCUUCAUAGACUCUUCAAGGCUUCGGAAUAUCCUUGGCACAGGUAUGUCUGCUAAGAUGUGGGAAGUCACAGUCGAGCAUGCGCAGACGUGUAUACUUGAUAAGAGGAUGUACUUGUACUGCCCUCCCAGUUCACUGCAGAGAACCGGUGUGGUCUUCAACAUUGUGGGGCAAGUGAUGGGACUACUUUUGGAAUGUGAAUACAUUCCUAUUAGUAAGCUGUCUGAAGCACAAAAGGCUGAUGGCCAGAAGUUGGUAAUUUCUGCCUUCGAACACUGGGAAGAAGUAAUCCCGUUUGAUGACGAAGCCUCUCUUAGAGGUGCUUCUUCAAACUUUACCAGUGCUCUUCACACAUCGACCUCACCAACGGCAGAUGAUCCUGAUGGAAGCAAGUUUUUGGCUUCUCAAAAGGUUGGUGGAUUUGAUUAUCCACACCCAUCUGUCUCUUCUCCAGAUAUCAUCUCAUCCAUCUAUUCUGUGGGGAGCACCAGUGGCUUGGAUGAUUAUGCCUUGCACAACAUUGAUGGCCUGGGUCUUAGAUACGACCAGACUUUGAGUUUCCCAGCUCAAGUCACCAACUCCCUGAUCUGUGACACGGAUCCCAUGGCUCAUGCUUUAUUUGAUGAGGAUAAUCUACAGUUUUUUGAUGCUGAUCUUCAUUCCCAGAACAUAAUUUCAGAAUCACAAGCUGAUCUACAAAGCGCUGUAGAUGGCUUCUUGUUGACACGUUCCACAGCUGUUGCCAUAUCUGAUAAAGCUCAGAGGAGAUGGACAAAGCUAUUCAGUGUGCUGAAGUGGUUCUCAAUUAGGAGGAGUGUGGCUCUGAAACGAAGCCAAGUUCGAGAAAUUCAAAGAUAUUAGUUAUCUGGUGUGUAAAUUGUUUGCUUACAAUUGCAAAUAAUGUUUAGUGCUGCCCGUAUAAUAUUUACGAGUGCAGGUGUAGAGUGAGAUCUAUCGGAGGUUUUGUUAGAUGUAAAUACAUCUGGUAGUUUACUAGUCUUAGUUCUUCUGGGCGCCAGCCAGAGACAAAUAAACUCUCAAAGCAAAUUGUAAUUCGUAAAUAUGUAGAAAUGCUAGGAUGCCACUAUUCAGUGGCUUUGCUGCGAAAAAAAUAAUUUUAGCGAUA
Prunus mume (Japanese apricot) is the source of this 2133-nucleotide messenger RNA. RefSeq names its product Calmodulin binding protein-like protein. Gene Ontology annotation, cellular component: nucleus. Lineage: Eukaryota; Viridiplantae; Streptophyta; Magnoliopsida; Rosales; Rosaceae. Gene Ontology annotation, biological process: regulation of salicylic acid biosynthetic process. Gene Ontology annotation, molecular function: calmodulin binding; sequence-specific DNA binding; DNA-binding transcription factor activity. The record is from RefSeq and is a predicted model, not a curated record.